Molecule: messenger RNA, 4089 nt
Organism: Rhinichthys klamathensis goyatoka
Lineage: Eukaryota; Metazoa; Chordata; Actinopteri; Cypriniformes; Leuciscidae
Gene: ube2o
Product: ubiquitin-conjugating enzyme E2O
Exons: 20
Coding region: 133-4062 (1309 amino acids)
Source: RefSeq, a predicted model, not a curated record
UCAGGACAGUGGUAACAGGUGACUCUUCUACGCUACGCUCUACGUACAGACGUAAACACGUGCUGCUCCUGCUCACAGGUUUCUAUUCACUUCUCCAUCCCUCUCCUCCCGCAUCAUUCAGUAGCAGCAGAGAUGGCGGAACCCGCCACAGCAACGCUUUCUCCGGCCAUGAGCCCGAGCUCCGAGCCUCCGUACGGCACACACUCUCCCACGGCAGGCGGAACACAGCGGCUUCUGUUUACGCAUGACCUGGUCUCUGGAAAACACCGCGGGGCGAUGCGUUUUGGGCUCGUACGGAUGAUUCACGGCGAGGAGGAUUUUGAAGAUUCGGACUCCGAGAUUGACUGUGAUGGCGGAGGGAGAGGAGGUGGAGGCGCUCCCGGUAACUCCGACAACGAGAGCAGGGCGGCGGACACACGGUCAUGGCCUCUCGGUAGAGAAUUCGUGCGGGUUCAGUGGUAUCCUGAAGGAACGAAGCAGGAUAUUCGGGAAACACAGCUCAAACUUGAAGAUCGGUCUAUUGUGCCUAGAGACUUUGUCCGGCGAAUGAAUUCAAAUGAUAAACAGUGUGGCAUUGUGACUAACAUAAACACCAAAUGUGCAGUGAAACUUGUAGGAACCAACUGUGUUCUAUAUCCUGUAAAUAGCAAAGACCUGCAGCACGUCUGGUCAUUUAUGUAUGGUGACUACAUUGUAUAUGAUUUCUGGCUUGGAAAAGUGUAUGAUCUCAGCAUCCAAAUCGUUGUGAAGCUUUCCAACGGUGCACGAUGUUCUAUGAGUGAGGAAGAUGGUGCAAAACUCUAUGAUAUUUACCCUCACGUCAGUGAUGUGGGUUUGUUCUUUGACGAUGCCUAUGGGUUCUAUCCGGGUCAGGUUUUGAUUGGGCCCUCAAAGGUUUUUGCUAACGUGCAAUGGCUGUAUGGUGUGAAGCCUGUUCUCAGUAAGAAAAGCAAGUUCAGAGUUGUUGUGGAGGAGGUUCAAGUGGUGGAGCUAAAGGUGACAUGGAUUACAAAAAGUUACUCUCCAAAGGGGUCAGACAGUGUCUUUCCACCGCCUUCAACCAUCACACAGGAGAACCUUUGCAGGGUGAAGCGACUUGGGUACUUUGAUCAUACUCAAAGGCAACUUGGGGAGAGAUCCCUGUAUGUUUUUCCCGCCAAGAGUGAAACCACACGGAUAACUUGUGAGGGGCCAGAGGGGGCACCUGCUCACCCUGAGGACCCUGUUGUACGAAAGUUAAAAAGAAUGUUUAGAAAAGAAGUGGGAAAGAAAAUUCCAGAAAAUGCAGACUCACAGAGUAACAAUUCACAGUCAACAGAGAAAACGGACAGCAUAGAAGGUGAAAAGAGAUCAGUGCAGGAACAGGAUUGUUCUGAUGAUAAUUCUGUUCCAUGCUACCCCAACAAUGGUCCUGUUCCGUGCCAGGAUGCUCUGGAGGAGGGAAAAGAGCCACCAUUGGAUGGUCUUCAGGGACAAUGGGCCCAUUUGGGUGACCAAGAGUCAGAUGAGGAGCCAGGUGAUGAUACAGAUGAUACCAGCUCUGUCACUUCCUCUGCCAGCUCUACGGCCUCACUGCAGAGUGGCCCAACACGAAAAAAGAGCAUUCCUCUCUCUAUCCGCAACCUAAAGAGAAAACACAAGAAGAAGAGGACUAAGUUUUCACGCGAGUUUAAACCAGGAGACAGGGUGGCAGUUGAGGUUGUCUCCACUGUAACCUCUGCAGAUGUGAUGUGGAAGGAUGGUACAUUAGAGACAGGGAUCCGCUCCAAUGACCUGAUCCCUAUCCAGCACCUGGACAACCAUGAGUUCUGCCCGGGAGACUAUGUUCUAGACAAACGACCCCAGGCUCUUCUUGAUCCAGGCAUCUAUGGGGUGGUUCAGUCAGGUGAUCAUAAGGCCAGAACCUGUGUAGUCAAGUGGGUCAAACUCAAUGCUGCAGGCGACAAUGUUGAGGUGAUUGGGGAGGAGGAGGACGUUAGUGUUUAUGACAUUGCUGAUCAUCCAGAUUUCCAUUUUCACACAACGGAUAUUGUCAUAAGGAUCGGCAACUCUGACACAGAGGACUGUGAAAAUGAGAGAUCUGUUGGCCAAGUGUGCAGGGUGGAUCUGAGCAGUAAAGUGGAGGUUGUGUGGGCUGAUAAUUCAAAGACUAUUGUCCUGCCACAGCACUUGUAUAAUGUAGAGUCUGAGAUUGAAGAAACAUAUUAUGACUCUGCAGAGGGCAGCAGUAGUGGUGCCUCAUCUGAAGAAUGGGAAGAUGAGAGUGAUAGCUGGGAAACAGAUAAUGGACAAGUGGAAGAGGAACCAGGUGGUGGGGAAACCAUCCCAGUCUCUUCCCCCAACACAGGUGUCACUUCUGAUGGCAAAACCCAUGGCGUGCAUGCUUCCACGACUACAGACUCACCAGGAGCUAUCUCCACACCUGAACUUCCUGGAGGUGGAGUUGAUGCGCCUGAAGAGAAGCCCAGUAAAGAGACUCCACCACGGGGAUUUCGUGAGCUUAAAGAAGCUCUAAAGAUUUUAGAAAGUUUAAAGAACAUGACUGUUGAGCAGCUCUGGACCGGAUCACCCACUUCACCCACUGCCGAACCAUCAGCCACAACUGCUGCCACAACCCCCGCUGAUGCCAAACCCACAAAAGAAAAACGCUUUCUGGAUGAUAUUAAGAAACUUCAGGAAAACCUGAAAAAGACUCUAGACAAUGUGGCCAUUGUAGAAGAAGAUAAAAUGGAGGCUGCUAUAGAAGAGGAGAGGGUGAUGGCACCAGUGCUAGCUGAACCACAGACGCCUGUGCGUUCUGAGUGGCCUAGUGACACACCCGUUUUGUGUCAGCAGAGUGGAGGCAAACCAGGUGUCACCUUCACCAGUGCUAAAGGGGAAGUGUUUUCCGUUUUGGAAUGGGCACCAGACACCCACUCUUUUAAAAAAAUGGAAUUCCAGCCAGCAGAGGCAAAGAAGUUCUUUAGCACUGUAAGGAAAGAAAUGGCCCUGCUGGCCACCUCUCUGCCCGAUGGCAUCAUGGUGAAGACUUUUGAGGACAGAAUGGACCUUUUCUCAGCUUUCAUUAAGGGCCCUAACCGCACUCCCUACGAGGAUGGACUCUUCCUCUUUGAUAUUCAGCUUCCUAAUAUCUAUCCUGCUGUUCCUCCUCUCUUCCGUUACCUGUCUCAGUGCAGCGGCCGACUUAAUCCCAACCUCUAUGACAAUGGGAAGGUUUGUGUCAGUCUUCUCGGCACCUGGAUUGGAAAGGGUACUGAAAGAUGGACCAGCAAAUCCAGUUUACUGCAAGUGCUUAUCUCUAUACAAGGUCUGAUCCUUGUCAAUGAGCCAUACUAUAAUGAGGCUGGCUUUGACAGUGACCGAGGACUUCAAGAGGGUUACGAGAACAGUCGCUGCUACAAUGAAAUGGCACUCAUUAAGAUGGUGCAGUCAAUGACUCUACUUCUCCAGCAGCCUGUGGAGGUCUUUCAGCAGGAGAUCUGUGAGCACUUUGCCUGCAAUGGCUGGCGGCUGGUCCAUCGGCUGGAGUCCUGGCUAGAUUUGGAUGGGGGAGUGACCGACCGUGCUUCACGAUGUGGGGUUGGCAGCCUCCAUGCAGAACCUUUGGAGGAGAUCCCCUCAGCUCUGGCCCACAGUAGUCCAAGCAAACAGGAUGUGCGAAGUGAAGAGGAGCUUGAGGAUUCCGGUCUCAGUCCUUCCACAGUGGGGCCCAGCUUACCUCCUGGAUCAGCCGGGCAGCAGGAACUGAGCCAGAACUCUGAUUGUGAUAGCUCAGUGGUGGGGGGUGCAGGAUCAGAAAUACUGGAAGGUUUUGAAGGGGUGUCUGGUUUUGUGACAUCUCAAAGUGUAAAACCAUGUCAGGAGUCUCAGCCGGCUGUGAGACCAAAGAAACGGAGAAAGAGCUAUCGGAGCUUCCUACCAGAGCGCAGUGGCUAUCCAGAUAUUGGAUUCCCACUCUUCCCUCUUUCCAAAGGCUUCGUAAAGAGCAUGCGUGUAGUUUUGCAGCAUUAUCGAGCUACUCUUACAGCUGCUGGCGUUCCUGAAUACCCAGAAAACAAAUAAUUGCCCUCCAGUGUAUUUUUUUCCCCU